Molecule: messenger RNA, 9199 nt
Organism: Porites evermanni
Lineage: Eukaryota; Metazoa; Cnidaria; Anthozoa; Scleractinia; Poritidae
Source: the annotation of a GenBank genome assembly
AUGCCGGAUUAUUUAGGAAAAGAUCAAAGGAAAAUUAAAGACGACGAGAAAAAAGACGAUAAGCCAAUCCAAGGUGCGAGUGAUACUUUGAAUCAUACCAAAUCACGACGAAACUUAUUAGUAACACGAUUGACGUCUUUUUCACUACGAUUGCACAUGGAAACAAGUAUUCAGGUCUUUCAUUAAAAAUUUUAUUGUCAUUUUUGCCUCUUCUAGCUCUUGAUGAAGGAGAUAUCGAAAUUCUUAAGACAUACGUAAGUACAUCAAAUGUAUCGACUUUUAUGUAAAGCGUAACAGGAUUUUAUAUUUUUGCAUGGCUUAAUAUGGCUUGAUAUGUUCAGGAAAUUUGUUUAGGUUCAGUUUCAAUAUCCUUGGCUUGAAUUUUAUUUUAUUUUUCCGAGGUAUAGUAACGUAUGAUGAUCAAUUUGAAACAAAGGAAAGUAAAUUUAAACCACGAAUAAAACUAAACCACAACAUGUAUACUGACAUAAGCUUAUUAUUAUAUGCUUGUCAAUAAUAUUAUGGUUUGUCACUUCUGACUAUUAUUGAAGAUUACAGUCAUGUUUAUCUCACUUUAGCACAGUUUCUUAAGUUAAUGCAUAGUAGGAUGUUGCAUACUGUUGAAAACUUGUAAUCCCUGCCUAAACUGUUAUGCCAGGUGUAUUUAAUCAAUAGAAAUCAAUAUCAGAAAAUAAUAAAUAAGCCAAAGUUUGAACAUUUUUUGGUAAAAUGGCUUUUUUUUAGAAAACAUAAUGGUUUCAGCAACCUCUCACUUCAUAUUGUAUUUUUUUCCAUGUGUGUGUUGUUAUUUUUCCUAAGUGACACUGACACUGACCUGGUUUUGUGAUAGACUGUUAGGAGCGUAUACAUGUAUUGCUUGCUGGAAAUGUUGUUGCCUCAAGAUGAUCUACAGCUGUAUAUCAUCAUGAGUGGGUUAAAUGGGUGACAAAUUAUGAAACUGCUGCAAAUAUUGUUACCUUAAGAUGAGCUACAUCAUUAUGAGUGAGUUAAAUGAGUGACAAAUUAUGAAAGAAUGAAUGAAAUGUUGUGGGUGAGAGGACAACAAUUGUGCCCUCUUUACAUUUCAAAUAUCAACAUGUUAACAGNAUUAUUGAAGAUUACAGUCAUGCUUAUCUCACUUUAGCACAGUUUCUUAAGUUAAUGCAUAGUAGGAUGUUGCAUACUGUUGAAAACUUGUAAUCCCUGCCUAAACUGUUAUGCCAGGUGUAUUUAAUCAAUAGAAAUCAAUAUCAGAAAAUAAUAAAUAAGCCAAAGUUUGAACAUUUUUUGGUAAAAUGGCUUUUUUUUAGAAAACAUAAUGGUUUCAGCAACCUCUCACUUCAUAUUGUAUUUUUUUCCAUGUGUGUGUUGUUAUUUUUCCUAAGUGACACUGACACUGACCUGGUUUUGUGAUAGACUGUUAGGAGCGUAUACAUGUAUUGCUUGCUGGAAAUGUUGUUGCCUCAAGAUGAUCUACAGCUGUAUAUCAUCAUGAGUGGGUUAAAUGGGUGACAAAUUAUGAAACUGCUGCAAAUAUUGUUACCUUAAGAUGAGCUACAUCAUUAUGAGUGAGUUAAAUGAGUGACAAAUUAUGAAAGAAUGAAUGAAAUGUUGUGGGUGAGAGGACAACAAUUGUGCCCUCUUUACAUUUCAAAUAUCAACAUGUUAACAGUAUGCUUGGAUGUCAGCACACAAGGGCACCACUGCUAGAUGCAUCUGUCCACUUAUGAGUUUACUAUAACCCACCUAGCACAUGAUAUGAGUGAUGUGUGUGAAAAGUAGACCACACCACCGGGGAAACUUCCCCUCCUCUUUUUGAUUGGUAGUUGCCAUUGGGUUGUUUUACAUCCCUUUUGAUCUGACUAAUGAUAGAAGGAUGAAGGAGACAAGGCCAAUAGCCUAAUGUCUCUAUGAUCCAAUGACUCAAUCAUCUGAACUGAGUUUUUUAAAGACCCUGGUCUGUUGUUCGGAUAGGGUUUGAACACACAACCUUCCCCACAGCAGACUGGCACUCUCUCAACUGAGCUAACCAGGCGUCAGAUAUUGUAAAUAACAGUUUGAGUAUUAAUGAUAAUUUUAUGAACUGACUGAGCCCCUUUCCUGUCUACUGAUUAAGAAGGUUUUCUAAAACUGUUUAAUAACUGACUUGAUGUAUAUACCCUAUUGAGAUGCAAGAGCUGUUGCGAAAUACUGUAUAUGAUAGGACUAUGGUUACAACAAAUUUAUGUUUUUCCUGGCUGUGUUUUCAAACAGGGUGCUGGUUUAUACAGCAGAUCAAUAAAAAAAGUGGAAGAUGAUAUUCAAGGAGCACUGAAGAAAGUGAAUGAAUUAACAGGUAGCAAUAUAUUUUGUGAUAUUUAAAGAAGCUGCUACUGUUAAGAAAUACUAUGUAUUUACUGACUGAGUGGGAGGUACUGUCAGGAAAAUGUUUUGCUCUAGGUCCGACUUCCUGACCGAGAACUGAAUAUUUUCCCAUCCAGCCCAACCUAAACUCAGUCAAUAAGCAUUUUAUUGUAUGACUGUUGUUUUUUGAAUUUUUUCUGAUGGAGCAAACAAGCAUUGGUCUGUAUGCUUUUCUAGCAAGGCUGUAUGCAUUUUUUCCAGCCCUAUCUCUUGAUGCAUACAGUCCUCAUACGGCCUUUUUUUCAUAUGGUUUUUCAACAAAAAAUAAUUCAGGGUCAUAUGAUAAAGAUCUCUGCUCAACAAGCUUUGGCCUGUUUGACUGAAUUGUGCUUUAUCAGGUAUGGUUUGAAAGAUCUUUCUGCCCAGCACAAGUUAAAUGUCUAUAAAAACUGAUAACGUUACAAGUUGUACAAGAGGUUGUUGUGGAUGGUUCAGAUGUUAAUGGGCCAAUCCUAGACCAUAUUUACUCCCCAUGGUCUUGCCCUUUUCCUUGUUUUACUGUGAAACAUGAAGGGAGCUUGAGAUCUUCAUUGAACUACAUGUACAAAGUAUUGUGAAGCCUUUAAAGAUGUUAAAAACUAAGAAACGCUUUACCUUUAGUCAGCUCCUUUCACUGGUAUUUAUUUUUAAUUAGACCUAUCCUUUAUUUACAAUGUAUGUAGGUACAUGUAGUCAACGUUAAUUUUUUUUGCUUUCAGGUAUAAAAGAAUCAGACACUGGCUUAGCUCCUCCAGCUUUAUGGGAUUUGGCAGCUGAUAAACAAACACUUCAGGGAGAGCAGCCUUUACAGGUAUUUAUUAUAAUAAACACCUACUGAAAAUAAAUACCUUAUUUGAUAAAAAUAAGGAAGAUUGAGCUGAAACUGUCAACUUACAGUUAUUUUGAGUGUUACCAUUUUUUUCCUUAAUUCACUACUGACUGUUGAUGCAUGGUGAUGUUUCUAGACUUUGUACAAAGCUUCUUGGAACCACCUUAUGCUUUGGAAUAAUAACCACUUAGUAACUGUCUCAUGUCUAUGGUUGAAAGUUAAUUAUAACUGAGCAUUCAUUUAUUUUAUGUGUUGUCUUAUCUCUGUCAGGUGGCAAGGUGUACAAAGAUAAUAAAUGCAGACACUGAUGAUGCUAAAUAUGUGAUAAAUGUCAAACAGUUUGCCAAGUUUGUGGUUGAUCUUGGUGAUCAAGUGGCUCCCACAGAUAUUGAAGAAGGAAUGCGAGUUGGGUAUGAUCCACAUCUUGUCAAUAAACAAGAUUAAUUGUAAAUCCUGUUUAAUUAGAAAUAUAUGGCAGUUUUGCAGUUAAGGCAAAAUUACAUGUAAGCUUGAAAAAGUGUCAUGUGCUGUCCUGUUUGCAAAGUGGGGUAGUCAACUAUUUUGGCUGGCUAGAGGUCUGUUUCUUGAAAGUUCCAGUAACUUUUUGGGACCAAAAUCAAAUAUUCAAAAAGUUCAGGUCCUAGCUAACAAAACUGAUACAGUGUAGUUGUAUCAUUUUAUUAUUAUCUGCAACACUAUUGAAACUCUCAAUCUUGAAUGUAAAUAACAACAGCUUUCUGGAACUGUUAUUUAUCAGGACUAUCAAGAAAUUUACCCCAUCGCCCUCUCAGGUAUACAAGCAUAUUACUCUGAUGGUGCAUUGGUGCAUGUUUUUGCCACUCACAAGCCUGCCGUAGUAACUGCUUAUGGUUGGCAGUGCAUGUUACUAAAGCAGUCUUUCAGGCAAUGAAAUGUUUCUGGUUUUAAACAUCUUCAAUGCAUCUUGUCCCAUGCCUUACGUUUUUUUCCCUAUUUUCAGGGUUGAUAGAAACAAGUAUCAAAUUCACAUUCCCCUCCCACCAAAGAUUGAUCCAACUGUUACAAUGAUGCAGGUAAUCUACUGAGUACAAACAUGUUUGCAAUACAUAUAUCUACAUGUAGCUUAUGGUUACCACAGUAAGGGAAUUAAGGCCAGGGAAUAGUCAAGGGAUUUUAUUUUAAAGGCAGCUUCCUUGCCUGGUAAAGAAAAACUACUGUGUAUUGUUCAAGCCUGUUCACAAUACAUAGUUUUGAACAAAAAACUAUGGGUACCAGAAAUAUUUUAGGAAUUCAUGUUAUUAUGUUGGGAGGAAACUCUAAUCUGAGUAUCCAGGAUAACUUAUCUGCAAACAGCACCAGUGUAACAUUUAUGUAUCCUGAUCUCCAAUAUGUUAUGCUGUUAAUCAUAAGUCUGUGAACAAUUCUGAAAUAAUCAAGGUGUUCCCGUUUUUUUUUUUGAUGUUUUUUAACUGUUAAAUUUAAGGUACAUGUAAGUGGCUCAAGAGGUUUUUCAAAACUAAAAUCUUUCACUUAAAGUACAAAAAAAUGUGUGAUGUAAAUUGUUUUGCAAUUUUUUUCUAUAGGUGGAGGAGAAGCCAGAUGUGACAUACUCUGAUGUAGGAGGCUGCAAGGAACAGAUAAAUAAACUACGAGAAGUUGUAGAAACUCCACUACUUCACGUAAAGAGCAUCAGUUUGUAUUUUGUAGUAAUAUGGGACCACCGGUUAAAUGUCUCUGAUUGACUCUUGAUUGUACGGUGAAUUCUUGUGUGGCCCGACCACUUAGAGAAUAAAGAUUAAUCAACAUUUUACCACGUCACUGUACAGGUAUUUACCUGGGUUUGUCAAUUUCUCUCUGCAGCCUGAACGGUUUGUGAAUUUAGGUAUAGAACCUCCCAAGGGAGUUCUGUUAUAUGGGCCACCUGGUACAGGGAAGACUCUCUGUGCAAGAGCUGUGGCAAACAGGACAGAUGCUUGUUUUAUCAGAGUGAUUGGAUCUGAGCUGGUGCAAAAAUAUGUUGGAGAGGUUAGUGAUAGUGAUUUGAAUUGGUACGCUUUCUGCAUUUUGCAAAGGUUUUAAAUCGUUGAAGAGUUACUUUUAACUCACAGUUGCUAAUACUUUUAUUAAAAUUGAACUCAAACUUCACUAAAGAUGCCUUGUUUCUUGACUUAACAAGCAAUUCCUGCUUACUUUAGAUGGAUGAAUUAACAUAAUAAUUACCACCUCUACAUGUACAUCGCCUCGCCUCAUUGCGAUCUUUUCAAACAAGGACUCUACACAUCUUCGCCAACUGCUACUGUUAUCUUAAAAAGUGUGUUUAGUUUCAGCGGUGAUAUUUCUUUUUAUGGAGAUUGGAUGUAACACCUUGCCCAACCCCCAGUUUAGAGGGCCAGGCAUUGCAAGUCGUUUGGUCUUUCACCCAAACCUGUCCGGCAUGUUUGAACCUUCCAGCGACUGAAGUCCAACUACUAUGGCUUCCCUUGAUCACAAAAACCUUCCCGCCGCAUUAAGGAAAAACACUUCUCAACACAAUAGAACAGAUUGAAAAUGACAACAUUUUCUUCCCCUUUUGUGAUUCCCCAGGGUGCAAGAAUGGUGCGUGAAUUGUUUGAAAUGGCCAGAACAAAGAAAGCCUGCAUUAUUUUCUUUGAUGAAAUUGAUGCUAUUGGAGGUAUGUCACCACUUUUGUGCACAAAUGAGAACAGAAUUUCUGCUGAAAAGCUCUUAAAAUCUGUUACUAACAAUGCUGGGGAUUAUAGUAUCAGUUUAACCAGAUUUACCUCUCCACAUCAACCACACCAGUCUAACUAUUUUGAAUUUGCACAAAAUUUAAGCACUUUCAAAGACAUCUACCAACUUAAUGGAAAACAAGCUACCUUUGUGAUAUUACAGGUAUUAAUAGUUCGGUGCCUUUGUCUAAGAUUUUAUGGGGUUUUUUUUACUAUCUGCCAGGCACUCGAUUUGAUGAUGGCGCUGGAGGUGAUAACGAGGUUCAAAGAACAAUGUUGGAACUUAUUAAUCAACUUGAUGGGUUUGAUCCACGAGGAAACAUCAAGGUUCUUAUGGCAACAAAUCGGUAAGAAUAGGGAAUUUAGGCAACAACGUUUUUAGCGAGGCAAGUCAACCGGAAGUGAACUUUUUGAACUCUUCAGCUGUGAUUUUGAAAAACCUCUUGGUUAACGACACUUAGUAAUACAAAUUUCGUAGCCUUACGACGUAUUAAAUGAGAAAAAGGCUCACUUCCGGUUGACGUUUGUCGCUCAAAAAAGUCACCGACAUGUCACGUAAUGACUUUCAUUAAAAAAUUUCACCGUUUUUUAAAAUUUUUACUUCGAACAUUUUCACACGACUGAAAUUUACAAAAAAAUGCCCAAAUCAGCCUCCGGUAGCACCUUAAACGACUCCCGAAUAUUUAUUUAUCGCCCCAUGUAAGGAAAUCCGGAAUCCGGGAAAUUUUUGCUUGUGGAAUCCAGAAUCCUGGGCUUUAAAAUCCGGAAUUUAGUUCAAGGAAUCUGGAAUCUCACUGACAAUUGGAAUCCAGAAUUCACAGCUUGGAAUCCAGAAUCCAAGACUGUCUUGGAUUCCCUCACUUGGGACGAUAUGUAUAGUGAAACCCUUCUUGAAAAAGAGAGUUUCAUAAUGACGUUACUACAGGUCUCGUUGCUGUCGCCGUUGUCGGAUCUUAAGGCCUGUCCCUAAUAGACACCACAGCGAUGGCCCAAGAAUCCUUACUAUAAAAGUGUCCCUAUCAUAGAGCCAAGAGGUAGGGAUUGUAAGAAGUUUUGUUCACUUAGAGAGCUGUUGGUAAUACAGUGUUAUAACAUCAAUCCUUAGCAACAAUACAACUGUGUAAUGGUGCACUUUCAUUUCAGACCAGAUACUCUUGAUCCUGCGCUGACCAGACCAGGAAGACUGGACAGAAAAAUUGAAUUUAGUCUACCUGAUUUAGAGGUACCUCAUCAGCUUUUCUUAAAAGUAUCUUAAGCUUUUAACGUUGUGAUGUGGUGAUGCAAAGCUGUCAGGAUCCCCUCAAAAAGUUUCAGAAAAAUCCAGUCGGAAAGUAAAUGAAAGACGGCUAUUUUGGUCGUUUUAGCGGAAACUUUGCGGGAGGAGCGGAACAUCUGAAAAGGUACUCCUGUUUUUCCGGACGGAAUGAUCCAAACGGAAAUUCGUGUUCAAUUUAUUUUCUUCAAAGCGAUCCUUGUUACAGUUUCAGACUUUGGCGGCCGUUUUUUGGUAAGAGGAACUGAUAUGGACUUGAUUAGACAAGACGUACUUCAUAGGCAUAAUACACGUAACAAAGGCAAUUUUAGAUUACCACGUGUCAAAAGAAAUUGGGGGAAGCAAAGAACACAAUAUAAUGCCGUUUCCGAUUUUAACUCCCUCAGUCAGACGAUCAAAGACUCAAGGAAUGUAAAUAGUUUUAAACGUAAUGUUUUUAAGUUUUUAAUAUAGCCACUUACGUUUAAUUUUUACUUAUACUUAUUUUUAAUUUUUUAUGCAUUUUUUGUAUCUUUUUAAUCCCUUUGUAAUUUUAUAGCUUUUUUUGUUUUUAUAAUAUAUAUCUAGUUUUUAGGUCGUUUUUGAAAACCAUAUCUUUAAUGAAAAAGUUUCCUCGAUAAAGAUGAUUAUUUUUUUUUUUUUAACUGGGACGAAAUUUACCAGUCAUUUUCGUCAAGCGCAGGAAGUGCAUAGUGCAGCCUACGAGUGAUUUGCAGCGAAAUUCUCGACCAAUCACAAAGCAAGUCGUUAAAAAGCAAAUGCGAAAUUAAACGUAACUUUGUUUAAGAUUGCUGACAGGGUAAAACGUUAUUUCUUUUUUCACCACACAGGGUAGAUCUCACAUAUUUAAAAUCCACGCGCGUUCCAUGAGUGUGGAGCGGGAUAUUAGAUAUGAGUUACUGGCGCGUCUAUGCCCCAACACAACGGGUGAGUAAACACAGCAUAGUACUUGAAAUUACCGUCGACGGAAGAGAUUUCAUUUGAAUGGUAACACCGUAGGAUUUCAUCCUCAAACUCAAAAGUUAGAACUACAUACUAAAUAAAUAGCACCAUGUGAAAGUACUACUGAAGAGGUUUCAUUUGAAUGGUAACUUUCCUCUUUUAAGAAAAAACUGAAGAUUAAAUUAUUGAGUAAAUAUGAAACAAUUCAUAAAUCUUUCCAUCUUCGACUUUUCGCCAUCUUUCCUUUAAUUGACGUUAAACAGCUCUAACUCGUAGUUCGAGGAGGCCUAACCUCUCAUAAGCUCGUAUAGUUUCUGUAAGGUCUCUUCGGCACUUCUUUUUUUCUCUCUUUUCCUUUAUUUUUUGUAAUUAUUGUGUGGCAAACAAAAUAAAAUAAAAAUAUAUAAAUAAACACCACAGGAUUUCAUCCUCAAACUCAAAAGUUAGAAGUACAUACUAAAUAAAAAGUACCAAGUAAAAGUACUACUGAAGAGGUUUUAUUUGAAUGGUAACACCAUACGAUUUCAUCCACAGACUCAAAAGUUAGUAGAAUAUAACAUGUCAUAUUUUAACAGUCCAAUUAUGAGACAAAUGGUGUUUGGUAUGAAUUUUUUUCGGCCUGGUACAUUUGUGACUUACUUGCCUUGGUGUUUCAGGAGCUGAAAUUCGCAGUGUUUGUACAGAAGCAGGCAUGUUCGCCAUUCGGUCACGAAGAAAAGUAAGUACCAAGGAAGAUCUUGUUUCCUUGUUCCCGAAAAAGACACUAAGAAAGUCAGUUUGCGUUCUUUUAAUCUUCAUUAGUACUGGUCAGUGACUUUUAUUUGAACUUUGCAUCUCAAACAAACUCGCUAAUCUAAACUGUAGACAGGAAAAAAGGCUUUGAGGACCAGAAAAGACAGUUAUCGUUUUGGAAAAAGAAUGUAACUUAUUAAAGAUAUGAAAACUUAUUUUGGUUUUUGCUUUUGACAGGUUGCGACUGAGAAAGACUUCUUAGAAGCAGUGAACAAAGUGAUCAAAGCUUACGCAAAAUUCAGUGCCACUCCACGCUACAUGACCUAUAACUGA